UCGGCCAUAAAAUCAGUAGCAGUUUGUGUUACAUUGUUAUUGAAAUAAUAUUUAAAGGUUGUUUCAUAUGAAUUUUAUAAAGUACCGAUUUUUUAAGACAAGUAUUAUUAUAUUUACCAUGUUAUGUAUAACGUGGUUAGACUGUCGUCAAAGACAUCGCACCAAGACAAGAACUUCUACCACAAAAGAUCCAAGAAUCGCACGAGUUUGUAUAAAACUUAACCAGACUUUGAAAGCUCGACACAAGUCAUGUUUUCUGCGACCUGACACAGGUCCGUGUAGAGCUGAUAUUAUUCAAUGGUAUUAUGAUGCAAGGCAAAGCAAAUGCUAUAGAUUUUUUUGGGGCGGCUGUCAGGGAAAUGGAAAUAGAUUUGAAACUUUGAAUGCAUGUGUGGAAUAUUGCCACUUGGAUGUAUCGAACCCUGUUGCAAGAAUACCAUAUUUCUGUGCGUUAUCAUUUGACUAUGGCAAUUGUUUUGGUUAUUUUAACCGAUGGUCCUGGGAUUCGUUAACAAGGACCUGUAAGCGUCAUUUGUAUUCGGGCUGUGGUGGUAAUCAAAAUAAUUUUCAAACGAAAACAGAGUGCCUAAAUACAUGUUUGAAACCACCCAACAACACAUUGGUCAGGAGUAAUAUGUUAACUACCUGUAUUCCUGCGCUAAACAUACCUGAAAUGGAUUAAGGCUGUCUUAUUGAUGUGUGUGAUAUGACAUAAUAUCCCUACCACAAGAAAACUGCGAAUAAAAUAUAUCAA
This is a messenger RNA of Leptidea sinapis, 754 nucleotides long. RefSeq names its product carboxypeptidase inhibitor SmCI-like. The record is from RefSeq and is a predicted model, not a curated record. Bases 68 to 682 code for a protein of 204 amino acids. Gene Ontology annotation, molecular function: serine-type endopeptidase inhibitor activity. The transcript is spliced from 4 exons. Lineage: Eukaryota; Metazoa; Arthropoda; Insecta; Lepidoptera; Pieridae.